Molecule: messenger RNA, 678 nt
Organism: Nerophis lumbriciformis (worm pipefish)
Lineage: Eukaryota; Metazoa; Chordata; Actinopteri; Syngnathiformes; Syngnathidae
Source: RefSeq, a predicted model, not a curated record
AUGGGCCAGCAGAUCUCAGGUCAGGCGGCCCGUCUCCCUGAGAAGCUGCUCAAACAUGCCAGCCUGGUGCGGGACAGCGGCUACCUCACCUAUGAGGAGUUUUUGGCCAGAGUCGCCGAGCUCAAUGACUUAGCUGCUAAACUGGCAUCAGGGCAGCACAAACACCUUUUAUUUGAGGUCCAACCGGGAUCGGACGCAACCGCCUUGUGGAAAGUGGCCGUUAGGAUCGUUUGCACCAAGAUCAACAAGGACAACGGCACAGUGGAGGCAUCGCGCAUAAUGAACCUGUAUCAGUUCAUCCAGCUGUACCGCGACAUGACUAGCCAGGCCUCUGGCGUGCUGGCGGCCGAGGGCGCCACCGCCCCUGAGGCUUCUUGCGCGCCACCUGUUGACGCCGAUGCCUGCCAGGCCAGCAUGUGGAUGGGCAGAGUCAAAGAGCUGACGGACGACGAGGAAUGUUGCAUCUGUAUGGACGGGAAGGCCGACCUGAUUCUACCGUGCACUCACAGUUUCUGCCAGAAGUGCAUCGACAAAUGGAGUCGCAACUGCCCCAUGUGCCGGCUGCAGGUGACCGCCGCCAAUGACUCGUGGGUGAUGUCCGACUUCCCCACUGAGAACGACAUGGCGGGAUACAUCCUCAAUAUGGCUGAUGAAGCGGGACACCCGCAUCGGCCUUGA